UCCAUGUCGUCGUCGUCGUCUUCGUCGGCAUCGCUGCCGGUCAAGGGAAGCAAGGCCAAGAGCAAGAAGAGCAAGGGAGGUGUGAAGAAGAUGCAGCAGGAGGCGGAGUCCAUGAGUGAGAGCGACAGUGUGGCUCAGAGUUGCGGGUCGGACGCUGGGGCCGACGACUCGGGCUCGGGUGAGAUGGAACCGGCAGGCGCCGACGACUUUGCCAUCAGCCUGGAGGAGCUGAUGCCGUCGCAGGUCUUUGAGCUGGCACGGCUUCUGGGCUCGGACAAGGUGAUGAAGGAGAACAAGGGAGUGGACGAGAUCGAGGCCAUGGCCGUCGCGCUCCGGCUCCCGUGCCAGGACCUGAUCGACCACCUGGGCUCGCGCGAGAUCGCCUCGGAGCUCCUCGCGCUCUCCGCUGUCGAUCUGGCCGAGCUGGAGGAGCGAAUGGCGAUUGUGGACGAGCCCGAGCUUCCGCCGCCGAACCCGUUUGCCGAGUUCCACCGCGCUAUGGCCAAGUCAGAGCGCAAGCGCAAGCGGCGCGAGAAGGGCCUCGACUCGGACGAGGGAACCAACUCGGACGAGCUGUCGGACGAGUCGCGCGAGCGCCGCGCCCGUAAGCGCGCCCGCCGCGAGCGCCAGAAGCAACGCCGCAAUGCCAAGAAGGCCGCCCUCCUCGCUACUGAGGACGGCAAGGCUGUCCUUGCCGAGAAGAACCGCCGCCGCAAAGAGGCCCGCAAGGCGAGCCAGCUGCGGAAGAAGAUCGCAAAGCUGGAGGCCUCCAUCGCUGCGGGCAAGAUCAACAGGUGGAAGGCCAGCCUCACGCUGGACGAGGCCAAGGAGUAUGAGGAGACCAAGGCCGUGCUGCCGUGCCGCCUCCCCAACGCCCAGCGUCUCCGCCUUGAUAAGUACACUGCCUUUGAGUGCCACAGGUGCAACGCCCUCAACGGCUCGCUCAUUGUCUUCUUCUUGGACGGCCAGCCCAUCUGCAACCCGUGCUACACUCCGCUUGUCCCGCCCAAGACUGCCGAAGACAUCGCAGCCGCCAAGAUUGCAGCCGCCAAGAAGAAGAAGGCCAAGCAACUGGCCAAGCACCGCGCCCGCCAUGCCGCAAAGGCCGCCGCUGCCGCUGCGUCGGCUGAUGCCGGCUCCUCAGCCGCACCCGCAAACGAGACUAACGAGUCUGGGAAGGGCAAGGCCGAAGACAAGGCCAAGGCCAAGGACAAGGCCAAGGACAAGGCCAAGGACAAGGCCAAGGACAAGGCCAAGGACAAGUCCAAGUCCAAGUCCAAGUCCAAGUCCAAGUCCAAGAAGAAGUCCAAGUCCAAGGACCAAUAA
Thecamonas trahens ATCC 50062 is the source of this 1326-nucleotide messenger RNA. RefSeq lists its product as uncharacterized. The coding region runs from base 4 to 1326 and encodes 440 amino acids. Lineage: Eukaryota; Apusomonadida; Apusomonadidae. The record is from RefSeq and is a predicted model, not a curated record. The transcript has a single exon.